AUGGCAGAAAGAAAAGUUAUUCAAAAGUAUUAUCACCCAGAGUUUGAUCCAAGCCAAAUUCCGAGAAGGAAAGUGGCUGUGACUAACCAAGUCAAAAUUAGAAUGAUGUUGCCAAUGACGGUACAAUGUUCUGUUUGUGGAGAAUUUAUGUAUCAGGGAAAAAAAUUCAACUCCCGAAAGGAAACAGUUCAAGGAGAGGAAUAUUUAGGAUUAAAAGUAUUUAGAUUUUAUAUUAGAUGUACUAGAUGUGCUAGCGAAGUCACAUUUAAAACUGAUCCAAAAAAUAGUGGUUACGUUCCUGAACAUAAUUGUGUUCGAUCGUUUCCACCAAAGCAUAAUGGAUCAGAUGAAAUACAUGAUAAUAAUGAAGAUGAAGAUGCAAUGAAAAAAUUGGAAAGUAAAACACUCGAUAGUAAGCAAGAAUUGGAAGAUUUGGAUGUAUUGGAUUCUAUAAAAACAAUUAAAAAUUUACAAAAUAAGAUAUCGACUGAUCACUUGCUAGAAAAAUUACAAGAAGAAAAAGAACAAGAGGAACAAACUAAAGAGGAAUUUACACAGAACGAGUUGGAAGAAAUUAAUGAUUUUUAUAAACAGAAACGAGUGCAUUUAGAGGAUGAAGAGAUGAUGAACCAAAAGUUACCAUUGAGGAAGAAAUAA
Molecule: messenger RNA, 657 nt
Organism: Naegleria gruberi
Lineage: Eukaryota; Heterolobosea; Eutetramitea; Acrasida; Naegleriidae
Exons: 1
Coding region: 1-657 (218 amino acids)
Biological process (GO): mRNA splicing, via spliceosome
Cellular component (GO): U2-type catalytic step 1 spliceosome
Source: RefSeq, a predicted model, not a curated record